Daphnia pulex (common water flea) is the source of this 1874-nucleotide messenger RNA. RefSeq names its product collagen alpha-1(I) chain-like. Lineage: Eukaryota; Metazoa; Arthropoda; Branchiopoda; Diplostraca; Daphniidae. The record is from RefSeq and is a predicted model, not a curated record. The coding region runs from base 1 to 1722 and encodes 573 amino acids. The transcript is spliced from 13 exons.
AUGCGACUCAUCGGAAACCCAGGAGUUUACAUCCAGAUGUUUUUUCUUUUCAUCCUCUCAGAAGUUGAUCCUGUGGACGGAAGCGGCGGAAUAUCUAAGCGAGAAAUAGCCGAAGCUCAUGGUCCUCCAGUGUCAUUCUUCCCGGAAGAUUUUGCAGAUCCCAAUCACGGCGCAUUUGAUGUUGCCUCGUUUCGUAGCCAUCCGCUGUACGAUCCUUGGAGCAAAGCUUCGAGAUACAUCAAUCAUCAACUGCGAUUCAUCAAGACAAAAUUUGUUCCUCUCAUACCUGGACCACCUGGACCGCAAGGUCCACCUGGAAUAAACGGACCAACUGGACCACAGGGGUAUAAUGGAUCUGCUGGACCUACUGGACCACCUGGUCCUAUAGGAAUGAUUGGAAAUCCGGGUGCCAACGGUGCCAACGGAGCGAAUGGUGUAAACGGUGUUUCCGGAGCGAACGGAAACCCUGGUCCAGCCGGAUUAAGUGGAUCUCCGGGGACAAAUGGAGUGCCUGGGGCAGCGGGACCAGCCGGAGCAGCGGGCAACGGAAGCUCAUCGUCUUCCUCUUCCGGCGGCGGUGGUGGCGGUGGAGGGGGUGGCAAUGGAACGGGUGGCGGCGGAGGCGGCGGAGGAGGCCGCUCUUUCUUCUCGGAUGAUGAUCUAUCAUCAGAUCUUUUCAAUCACAAUCAUGUCCACAAUAACGGUCAGAGGUACCAGCACCAAAUUGUUAAACGAGAAGACCCUAAAGAAUCUGAAGGGUACCCUUGGUACUUUUCUUCGAGAUAUAUUAGCGAAAAAAUCCGAUUGGUUACCAAAUACAUCUCAGUUGCACCUGGGCCACCCGGCCCUGAAGGAAUGCCUGGACCAGAUGGGCCGCCGGGACCGAGAGGUCCUAAUGGCGUGACUGGGCCGACUGGAUUAGUUGGAACGACUGGUCCAAAGGGAGCGAAUGGCACUGAUGGAAAAGUCGGCCAAAAGGGCAUUGACGGUAUUAACGGAACAGCCGGAGUACCCGGAGCACCUGGUGCGAAUGGAACAUCCGGUACGAAUGGUGCGAAUGGAACAGCUGGACCACCCGGAGCACCCGGCGGUGGUGGUUCCUCAUCUUCCUCAUCUUCAGGUGGUGGUGGAGGUGGUGGAGGAGGAGGACGAUCUUUUCGUCUUUACCCCUUGGAAUACGACAGGAAACCAAUGGGCCCACCUUCGCCCUAUGAGGACAAUUCUCUUAGUACAAUGGACCGACUAUUUGAACGAGGAGAAAGAGCUAUUGUUGAUAUAUUUAGGCAACAUUCUGGAUUGGAUCCUUUCUACCAAGCAGGACAUUAUAUUGGCAACAAACUGAGAUUUUUCCAAUACUAUUUCCCACUCACAGGGCCAGCUGGACCUAAGGGGCCUCCUGGAAUUCCUGGAUUAAUGGGGCCACAAGGGCCAGCUGGAUAUGAUGGACCACCAGGUCCUACAGGGCCAGCUGGCCCACCUGGUCCAAACGGACCUCCUGGAAAUGACGGUAUUCCUGGCGUGCCUGGUGUCAGUGGAACUAAUGGAUCGCCAGGGCCAAGUGGGAUUCCUGGAUCAGAUGGUGUUCCGGGCGUUCCAGGCGUUCCAGGUCCGGCUGGAACACCUGGAGCUGGUGGCGGAUCGUCUUCGUCUUCUUCCAGCGGCGGAGGAGGAGGUGGUGGUGGUGGCGGCCGUUCUUUACAUUUGCCACAUAUUCCAGUCUAAAGUUCAUUUAAAGACUUCAAUUAAUUCGUUCAAAAUUUUAUUAUUUAUUUAAAUAACUCAAACGUUUGUUUUUAAAUUAUUCGCUCAGAUACAGUUUAUGUUACUCUUUAAGAUUUAUGAAAAACAUAUAUUUUGAUCAAUCAUGUCUUGUU